This is a messenger RNA of Rhipicephalus sanguineus (brown dog tick), 543 nucleotides long. RefSeq lists its product as uncharacterized. Bases 1 to 543 code for a protein of 180 amino acids. NCBI's taxonomy places the organism in Eukaryota, Metazoa, Arthropoda, Arachnida, Ixodida, Ixodidae. The transcript is spliced from 3 exons. The record is from RefSeq and is a predicted model, not a curated record.
AUGCCUCGGAAGCCCUCUCGAAAGAACAUGAAGAAGGCCGGCAAGGACCAGAGAUCCCUCCGACAACAGGAGGAGAUUCCCGAGCGCCAGACCGUUCCUGCCAUUGGUGACUGGCCACUGGAGAAGGCCAAGGAGGCGCUACCACCCUCCCAGGCCACUUCGGAGCCUCCCGCCACCACUGCGGCACCCCCUAAGCCUGCCUGCAACACCUCGGCACCUGCUGCCCCUGCUGCUGCUACCGCACCCGCCGCUCCUCGCGAUGCCGCGAAGUCUCACCUGCGCUCGCGCUCGGGCACUCGACGUGCUGCUGCCCACGCGGCACAUGCAAACACAAGCACGAGCUCGGCACAAGCACCGACUGCGAGGCCCAAACAGUUGGAGCAGCAGGCGGUGACAACCAUCGGAGAUUGGCUGCUCAACAAGGCCAAAGAGGCAGCACCGGUUGCCGCCGACCUUCCCGAACCAGCAGCUACCACGCCAGUCAACACAGAUGACGCCCCGUCUAGUUCUCAUGCCGCGACGUCGGAAGACGAAGUGGCUUAA